ACCUACUCCCCGGUAUGGUCUAAUUUAUGAAUAAAAAAAAUUAAUGAAUUAAUUUUUUGAAAAGAAGAAAGAACAAAGAUAACAUGAGAUGAUGAAAACCAUUAAAUGCUUAUAACCGAGGAUGGUUGCUUUUUUGGUGUUGCUUCAUUUUGUUCCCUCCAGAAAAGCUCUGCGGCAUCAGCAGCCUGUCGACUUCAGAUUACCUUUUCUGGCAUUAGCAAUUCCCAUUUCAAAUUUUCUAUCAAGUCUGUGAACCAUUAAUGUUUUACCCUUGUGAUUACUAUUAGCCACAGGAAUUUGGUGGUGUUUUCCCGUUGGAAGCUGCAUUUGCUGAGAAAAUGCAACUUUUUUUUUUCUCUUCAUUCGAGGAACGAACACUGAUAGGGAUCCGUCAUGGAGAUCGAGCAGAAACCAAAUCAGAUCGAAACCCUUGAACAGCCUUCCAGUCUGCGUGGGUCUGCCCAUCAUGGGUUCCCAAUUCGUCACGCUUUGGAUCUAAAGCGUCGGUGCUUUCUCACUCAAGCAUCUCAAUAAUUUCUGGAGCACGGCGAAGAUCAUCUUUCUUCUUCCGCUUUAAUCUCAACCCAAACAUAGAAAGACCCAAGUUCAGGUUUUCUUUCUAACUGUGGAAUCGCCAAAAUGCUCAAACAAUUUCUAAGCAAAUUCCCUCGAAAAUCAUCAAAAUCUGAACCACUAGAUUCUGCCGGCAUUGAUUCCAGUAAUAAUUUGGUCAACUUGGGUAAUGGUACCCAGCAUCCCAACAGUGGGAAUGCUGUUUCAAGUAGACCAAAUGUUAUUAAACGGAUGUCUUCUGCAGUUUUCCCAGCGAGUGCCACAGCUGGUUCGGAGGCAAUGGAGCCCCAUCUAUCCUUCAAAGAUGUUCCAAAUUCAGAGAAGCAGAGCUUGUUUAUCAGCAAGUUGAACUUCUGCUGCAUGGUUUUUGAUUUCAAUGAUCCUGAUAAGAAUCCUGCAGAAAAAGAUCUUAAACAACAAUCCUUGAUAGAGCUUGUUGAGUUUGUCGCAUCUGGGUCUGCCAGGUUUACGGAAUCAGUGAUUGCUGCAACCUGUAAAAUGUGUGCAAUUAAUUUGUUUCGGGUUUUCCCACCUAAGCAUCGCACAAGUGGUAGCUGUGGUGAAACUGAAGAUGAGGAACCGAUGUUUGAUCCUGCAUGGUCACAUUUGCAAGUUGUGUAUGAUUUACUCCUCCGGUUUAUCAGUUAUAGUUCUCUUGAUGCAAAGCUGGCAAAGAAGUAUGUAGAUCAUUACUUUAUUUUAAGAUUACUUGACCUCUUUGAUUCAGAGGAUCCACGGGAAAGAGACUGCUUAAAAACAAUUCUGCACAGGGUUUAUGGGAAGUUUAUGGUUCACAGGCCUUUUAUCAGGAAGGCUGUAAGCAACAUUAUCUAUCGUUUUGUUUUUGAAACUGAAAAACAUAAUGGAAUUACUGAAAUGUUGGAGAUCUUUGGGAGCAUAAUUAGUGGGUUUGCUUUGCCAUUGAAGGAGGAGCAUAAGAUGUUCUUGUGGAGGGCUCUGAUUCCUCUACACAAACCAAAGUCAGUUGGCAUUUACCAUCAACAGUUGACAUAUUGUGUUGUACAGUUUAUAGAGAAGGAACCAAAGUUGGCUACUACUGUGGUUAAGGGACUGUUGAAAUACUGGCCAAUAACAAAUAGCCAGAAGGAGUUGAUGUUUUUAAGUGAGUUGGAAGAGAUUUUGGAAAUGACUAACAUGAUGGAGUUUGAAAAGAUCAUGGUCCCACUGUUUCGGCGUGUAAAGUGUUGCCUUAAUAGCUCCCAUUUUCAGGUGGCUGAACGAGCACUCUUUUUAUGCAACAAUGAGAAUAUCCUUAAUCUCAUCACUCAUUACCGUCAGGUAAUUGUGCCUCUCGUCUUCCCGGCCCUAGAGUGGAACACCCAGAACCACUGGAACCAAUCAGUGCUCAACUUGACACUAAAUGUUAGGAAGAUGUUUUGUGACAUGGAUGAAGAAUUGAUGCUUGCCUGCCAAGGAAAGUUUGAGGAGGAAGACUCAAAGUCGAGUGUUGCAGCAGAGAAGCGCAGAUUGACAUGGGAACGCCUGGAAAGGGCUGCUCGUUUCCAUCCUGUGGCUGGAAAUAUUUCUGUUCUGGCAAAUUCUGCCACAUGCUCUGUUAGCUGUUAAUUACCUGAACCAUGGCAAUUGUACUUGAGCUUGUCCUAUUAUCUUACUGUAUUUGACACAAGGCUGAAAGCUUCAAAACAUUUGCAUGGAGGCUCUGACUGAAGUAUCCGAAGUUUGAUCCUGAAAAUUCGCUUAAUGUGAGGCACCAGCAGUGAAUCUGUAGCGAGUAUCUGACCUGAGUUGAAACUGUUUCAACUGGGUGUCGCGGCCUUAAAGGAUUUGUAUAUGUUUUUUCUCUUUUCAUCCUAUUGAGGUUGAGGAUUGGGGGUUGUGUGGAUAGGUUGGUAUUUGCUUGCAACCAUAUGUACUAGAACUCUUGUAAUCUGUAUUGAAUGGACAAUUCUCCUCGAGUUUGGUCUUCCUUCAUCAUGCAUUUAGGCAGAGUACUACUUUCUGCUAAAUGAAAAUGUCAGGUUUGAAUUAUGCUUUAA
This is a messenger RNA of Malania oleifera, 2591 nucleotides long. Its product is annotated as serine/threonine protein phosphatase 2A 57 kDa regulatory subunit B' kappa isoform-like. The transcript has 3 exons. Gene Ontology annotation, cellular component: protein phosphatase type 2A complex. NCBI's taxonomy places the organism in Eukaryota, Viridiplantae, Streptophyta, Magnoliopsida, Santalales, Ximeniaceae. Gene Ontology annotation, molecular function: protein phosphatase regulator activity. The coding region runs from base 640 to 2160 and encodes 506 amino acids. The record is from RefSeq and is a predicted model, not a curated record. Gene Ontology annotation, biological process: signal transduction.